GCAUGUAUCUGAAAAUGGACGAGAUGUAUUAGUGCUCAAAAUGGUAGCUGGGAAACUACAUGUAGUAGCUGGUACUGCCGAAAAACUGUUUCUGAAACUAGCUGAUGAAACUGCACAAGAUCUGGAUUAUGUCGAUACAUAUAUCUUAAAUCAUACGGCAUUUACUGCUUCCACGGAGUUCUUGGAAAAUUUGAUGGCACGGUUUCAUCUCGAGGCGUUGCCGGGUGAGGCGGAAUAUUUCAAAAAAUGGCAACACUGUAUACAAGUCAAGGUUUUAAACGUCAUUUCUCGAUGGGUUAAGCUGCAAUACCAAGAUUUCAGGAUAACGCCUGUUUUACAGACCCGAUUGGAAGCAUUUCUUAAUGGCGACAUUAAACGAGCAGGAUUUACAAAUGAAGCUAAUAUGAUUAAAGAAGCAUUGGAUUUGCAGAUGGCCCGGCAUGCACGACAAAGACAUUCGCUUGUGGCACUGACAUCCCAUUCGCUCGCAUCAUUCGGUAGCAGUGGUAGCAGCAGCAGUAAUUUCAACAACAACAACAGUAGUGCAGUAUUACCAAUGUCUCCAAGCUCACCACCUACACCUUCGUCACUUGUUGGAUCGCCACCAUUCCAACGUCGACCAUCUACUACCACUAUUUCAACAACACCUUCUUCUUAUCUUUUUUCAUUUGUAUCUACACCGCCCAGCUCUCCGACCUCAUUAUCAACACCUACCAGUACCACUUCAUUUUCGUCAGCACUGGCUGCCCUACCAAUAUACUCAUCAUCAUCACAAUUACUGUCACUAGAAGCGCGCGAUGUUGCACGAUACUUGACGCUUGCUGAUUUUUAUACGUUAAAAUGUAUUACGAGUUACGACUAUCUUUGCGGACAGUGGCGACGGAACGCAGCAUCAGGUGGUGAUGAUGGAUAUAUUGGAAUGAUGACCAGACGUGCCAACAUGUUGACGCAUUGGAUACCGCACGAGCUACUCGCAGUCAAGACUACAAAACAACGACGUUCCGUGUUACGUAAACUGAUCGAAAUUUCCAAACUGUGUCUGGAAUGGAACAAUUUUCACACGAGUAUGGUGAUUACUAUGGCGUUGACUAGCGCACCAGUUCAAAAACUUGGUCAAGAAGUUUGGGAGUCGUUGCCAAGUCGAGACAUGAACACCUUUGCCAUGUUGAAACGCUAUUUGGAUGUGAGCAACAACAUGGCCUAUUAUCGACAAGCUUUAACGAAAAGCACCACCGCCGUCAAAAAAGCUGCUGCUCCCGCCGUACCUUUUUUCCCACUCGUCUUGAAAGAUUUGACGUUCUAUUCGGACGGUAACCGGACGACAUAUGCCGACGACCUCAUCAAUUUUAGCAAGUUUCGAACAUUGACACAGUUUGUUCACCAGAUCGUCGAUUAUACCAAUGAGAAUUAUUGGUUUGCUGGUGAUCUGGAACACCUGGCAUUCUUUUCUGAAAAGAGCCAUUAUCAACCCUCUUGUACGGCUGGCCCGUUAGAUCAUGUAGCAGAAAUAAUCGAGCACGCACUUCGAGCAGUAGCAGAUUGCUGUGAUGAUCCGCACUGCGAAACCCGAUUACUAGCUCAGUUAUAAAUAAAAAAAAGCUUACUGCGAC
Messenger RNA from Zychaea mexicana, 1610 nucleotides. RefSeq names its product ras guanine nucleotide exchange factor domain-containing protein. Lineage: Eukaryota; Fungi; Mucoromycota; Mucoromycetes; Mucorales; Lichtheimiaceae. The transcript is spliced from 5 exons. The coding region runs from base 41 to 1588 and encodes 515 amino acids. Gene Ontology annotation, molecular function: guanyl-nucleotide exchange factor activity. Gene Ontology annotation, biological process: Ras protein signal transduction; positive regulation of GTPase activity. Gene Ontology annotation, cellular component: plasma membrane. The record is from RefSeq and is a predicted model, not a curated record.